AUGGACACCUGCCAGCGCACGAUUGUGCACGUUCACGAUCUCGAAGCCUGGUGGAAGAAGCCAGCCUCUGGAAACCCCAAGAAUACAAAUUGGGAACAAUUCGUGUACGGACUGCCCCUUCUUCCUGGUCGCAAUCUACCAAUUACGCCAAAGAAAAUCUUUGGCGGCGGACAGUCUCGCCUCCGCAUCCUCAGCCUGCUCAUCAGACAAAAACGCGAUCGACUCAUCGACUGUUUCUACGAAGCGAAUAUGCACGACCACUACAUGGACCGCAGCGAAGAUUACCAGAGACUUCGUGAGCAGCUAGCUGAUGUCGUGCGGAAAGAAGAAGUAGAGCCCAUCAUCAAUGCUUUCCACAAAGAGAAAUGGGAGUUCUGCCCAUUGACUUUGACUUCCGACAUGUCUAUCGACUUACGCGGGAUGGAAGUAAUACCUCCGUUCUGCAUGAAGAUCAAGCUUCCCAAGAAAGGCGGUACUGCGUCGAUAUACUGGGUCGCGGUGCAAAAGGCUCUCGUAUCCGAUGACGCACUCGCACUAGCCUUAAAGGACUCCCUCUACAUGGACAAAACUCAUGGAGAAUGUUACCAAAUGGUACUCAAGUCUUACUGCGGAAAUAAGAAGCAGGAUUUCGACAUGGAAAAGGCUGCAUUUUCUGCCUUACCGUCGAAUGAUCAGGUUCCUAUUGUGAGAUGCUUCGGAGCUUACAUUCAUGAUCAUGGUGAAGGUGAAAACAUGGGUACGACGUACAAUUUAUUGCUCGAAUACGGGGAAAACGACCUGCUCAAGAAAUUCUUCAGAAUUGGAAAUCUUUGUUCAACGUCGCCGAGGCCAUCCGUCAACUUCAUCAUCCGGAGUUUCCCCGAGGCAGCGGAGAGCCCUGGAGAUUCCAUGGCAAGUUGGCACGCGGACAUCAAACCGGACAAUAUUCUCAGUGUGCGUGGACAGCUCAAACUAUCUGACUUUGGAUUUUCGAGCUUCGCGCCAGUAAUCGAGGGUCAAGACAGCUCAGAACCAACAGACGUGAUACGUGGUUAUACAAACACUUAUGGUGCGCCCGAGGUGUCCCGCAUGGUGCAACCAGACGGAACCAUGUCCGGAGUGUCUCAGUCCAUCGACGCCUGGUCGUUCGGAAGCUUGAGAGAGUACUCAAAAGAUACUGACCCUGUGGUCAUGAAGGCUCUCUCAAGCAUAGAGGAAGAAGCGCAGAUCCAGAGGUUUUCUGAACCACAAACCAACCUCUUACAGCAACCGCUACUACAGGUCAACCCUCGCGAGCGGGCAUCGAUGCAGAUAAGGAAGGGAGAUUUGAUCAGGAACAAACCGCUCGGUCAGACGGCGCAUCGUAAAGAGAUUUUGAAGGAGAAACUCGAAGACUGUUAUGGGACUAAGACAAUCGAAAGUUCGCCACUCAUCGCCGGUCUUCACAACGGUGCUGUUACGGAGAGUCCGAUUGACUCGAAUCCAUCAAGAGGGCUGCAGUUUGGUGGUCGCAAGAUAAAGCCCAGACAUCCCCAAAUUCACAAGUCUGAACCAGUUUCUAUUGCUGGUAAAGAGGCUUAUAGUAACGAUCCCUUCGUUACAAACUCACGAGGCAGUUCAUUCGGAGUCGGAUUACGAUCCAGCGCCAAUUUGGGAAGACUCAGUUUGCAGGAUCCAAAAGCAGAAUCACCAUCUACAAAGUACUCCACCAGUCUCGUACAGCCGCACGGUACUUCGAUUUCGCCAUCUCCGCCCGAAGACAAAUACCUUACGUUGCAGAACUCCGACUUCAUGGUCGAAAAAGAAGCACACACAACAGGGUCUCCUCCACUCACACCCAUUAACAUCGCCCAUGAACACAAGAUCACCCACAACCAUGUUCCCUCCAUAGACCACCUCGUCAAUCGCCAGAGCUACGGAGGAUCAGCUCCUAUAGCGUUUGAUACAAGCCCUACAAGCCCCUCUUUCGACGACAAACUUGUAGAAGAGCUGGAAAUUGGGGCCUCAGGUGAAACUGAAACUAUUGGCAACUCUCGGCCAUCAGUAAUCGUUUCACCGGCGGUAGAUGCUCAGUCGUCGCAAUACCAACCCGCGACACCCAACCUAUCCACUCACGUUCCCGAGAUGCAAGCUCUGCACAACCCUACAUCUGCGAGAUCUUACGAUGACUCUGCGCUGCCACUUCCUCAGUCUGCACUGGAAUUGCCCUACAAUAUUUGCCUGAAAAGAAAGGCUAUGGAAGAGCAGGUCUCGAAGGGUGUAGUCAAAGGCUUUACUAAACUGAAGAGUACAUUGGGCUUUGAAACCAGAUCGCGAGAUGCUAGUCUUGAAGACACGUUCAGUGACCCGCGUGAGAUUAUGUUAGUUAUCGAUAACGGGUGGACAAUGUGCAAGCACUGGCCGAUCGUGACGUUCGUCGCACAAACGCUCGCAAUGAACGCCGCUGGCCUGGAUAGGGAUGGAUUCGACGUCAAGUUCACGGUUGAUGGUCGCACCCAUGAUCAGCAGCGCCUAAGAGGAGAUCGGGGUCGGAAGAAGCUGAAGAAAGCCUUGAAGGCAGCGUGGCCAGAACAGAAACCGAACGAUAACACCACUACAGACAUGGCGCAGAUUUUCCAAACCAUCUUUGGAGAAUGGAAGCAAACCGGCAAACCAGCUACAACACUUCUCGUACUGACUGACGGCGUCUGGUCAAAUGAGAAUACCGCUACCUUUGAUAAGAUCAUCCUGGAUAUCGCGCGAUUGGAACAACGACCUGGAGGUAGCCGUCACUUCAGCAUUCAGUUCAUUCGAUUUGACGAUGGACUGCCGGAAAAGAUUCGUCUACAGUGGUUGGACGACCAUUUGUGCGCCAAGAACGGAUUGAAGGACAUCAUCGAUCACUGCUCGUGGCGAGCCGACGUCGAAAAACUGCUAACGGGCAGCAUUGAGGUUUUUGCUGACAACCACAACUCUGUUGAUCCACCCAUGCUGUACGACUACGAAGAGCUCGCUGGUCUGUUCAAUACCUUCAACAGAGGAGGCGAUGCCCUGCUUUCACCAACCAGUACUCCAUCUCGGACGCCCUCACGGGCAUCGAAACGCUUGUCGAUCUCCAAUUCAUUCACAGAGGACUGGACUAAAAGAGGUUGA
Alternaria hordeiaustralica is the source of this 3111-nucleotide messenger RNA. RefSeq lists its product as uncharacterized. The record is from RefSeq and is a predicted model, not a curated record. Lineage: Eukaryota; Fungi; Ascomycota; Dothideomycetes; Pleosporales; Pleosporaceae. The transcript has 9 exons. Gene Ontology annotation, biological process: protein phosphorylation. Gene Ontology annotation, molecular function: ATP binding; protein kinase activity. Bases 1 to 3111 code for a protein of 1036 amino acids.